GUUUAAUCUAAGAUCGACUCAACUUACUUCGCGGGUAAAUUCAAGGCGUGACAAUAUCUGUCACACAUGUAGCCUCAGACAUGGCAGCAUACUACAAUGAUACCUCCGAUCUUGUUCCCCGGGUGUCUUAUUACCGGCCUCCAUACUCAACUCAUCAUGAUUAUGAGGGAAUUCCACCUACAAUCCUACCAGCAGGUACUUUACUACACAAAGGCUUCUAUGAUCUACUCGCCAUGAUCCCCACCCCCUCCCCAUCCCGAUUUCUCUGGGGUGGUGGUGGUGGAUCUAACCAAGCUCUGCCUACAGACGGAGAGAGUCCACGUCAUGAGGGCAUCAAUCCAAAAUCCCGUCACAUGCCUGGAUCUUCUCCCCUAAAGAAGGGUAGAAGAGUCAGUAAAGCUAUGGUCUCCAGGCCCACGGAUUUCGUGCAUCUUGUUCACGCUUCGGAUGCCGGUCAGGCAGAAGCCCUUUUGACUCGCUGGGGUCCAGAUGGUUUGGGAAAGCUCGGAGACCCGCGUUGGGCAGAUCCAAUAAAGUCUCGAGUAAGGCAAACAAACCAGGCCAGGGCCGUUAACGAGGUCAUCAAUGCACUUAAACCGUCUCAAGAUAGCGCAGGCCAGCCACCUCCCCUUAGAGUCAUCAACGGCAUGAGCACUACUACUUCGUCUACCAUAACCACCGCUGCCCGUGAAAAUGUCCACUUUUCACCCGCGGAUGCCUUGCCGGGGCGCCCAGGAAAUUCUACCAUAAAAUGGGGCGGAGGCCUCAUAGCUCAUCCAGAAGUCGGCGAAUUCGAUGAUGACCUGAGCCUUACCCUUCCUGGCCCUUCACCAAGACCAAUAACUCCAUCAUUGGCUACCUUGGAGAAGGCGGUGUCCGCCCGGAUCUACUUUGAGAACCUUUACUUUCCCCUUCUUCGGCAGCCACCUUCUCGAGAACAGCGAAGAAUUGCCAUGGAAAAGGAUAUGGUUAUCAUGCACUUUAGCGAAGAUCAGAAAGAAGCCUUACGUUCUCAGUGGCGCCAAAACGAAACAGAAUAUCUUCGCGAACGCCGAAGGAAAGUCGAUGCCACAGCGUUCAUCAAACUAAAAACCAUAGGCCACGGUGCAUUUGGGGUUGUGUCCCUGGUCAAAGAGCGAGUCACGGGACAAUUGUUUGCCAUGAAACAGCUAAGGAAGACUGAUAUGCUUCGCAAAGGGCAAGAAGGCCACGUCCGUGCAGAACGUGAUAUCUUGAAAUCUGCCUCGCUCGUCGCUUCGCCCGGUGGCGCGGAGUGGAUCGUGAAGCUGCACUACAGUUUUCAGGACCGCGAUAAUCUGUACUUGGUAUUGGAAUUUAUGGGCGGUGGGGAUCUCCUGAAUCUUUUGAUCGAGAGAGACGUUUUUGAGGAAGACUUUGCUCGUUUCUAUGUCGCUGAGAUGAUUUUAGCCAUCGAAACUUGUCAUAAACAUGGUUUCAUUCAUCGUGACAUUAAACCUGAUAACUUCCUGUUUGAUCCGCAAGGACACAUUCGUCUAAGUGACUUCGGACUUGCGACUGACCUGCACUGGGCCCAUGAUACUUCCUAUUACGAACAACAGCGGCGUCAGUUGUUGCACAAGCACGGGAUAGACCUUGAGGAAAGCAACGGCAUCGGGGAUGGAACCAGAACCAAACGAAUGGACCGCAAGGAUGUCGAAUUACUGAUGGGCGACGGCAACGGCCAAAGUGGUAUAUUCACUUGGCGAGAAAAAAAUCGCAGGAAGCUAGCAUACUCUGUCUGCGGGACAAAUUCUUACAUGUCGCCAGAAGUCAUCAGAGGCCUUGGCUACUCGUUUUCCUGUGACUGGUGGAGCUUAGGCGUUAUCAUGUUUGAAUGCCUGUAUGGAUAUCCCCCAUUCGUUAGCAACUCCAGGCACGUCACCCGUCAGAAGAUUCUGAACUGGAAGCAAUCCCUCAAGUUCCCCUCUCGCCCUCGUGUCUCGGGUGAGGGGGUGAAUCUGAUGCAGCAACUCCUUUGUGAGCCUGAGGAUCGCCUUGGAAGUCAGGCUCCAGCAUCCGUAUCGCGCCCAGGCUCCCUCGCCGUUCACGCACGACGCAGCGGCUUCAUCCUGCCAGGGACUACGGUCGGCAGUGUUGAUGGUGUAGAUGCAAUCAAGGCCCAUCCCUGGUUCCGAGGAAUAGACUGGGAAAAUAUACACCGCUAUCCUGCACCAUAUCGUCCAGAUUUGCAGAGCCCAGAAGAUACACGACACUUCGACUCCGACAUCCCACCAGUGCCGUUGGUUCCCGCAAACGGAGCGCCAGCAGAUGCGACGAAAGACCCCCUACUCAGGGACAGGGUCCACGGGGAAGAAAUUCUAAACGUCCGCAAGGCCCUCGCAUUUGCGGGGUUCACGCACAAGAGCCCUCGAGCGAUCAGUUACGCUCGUGCUGAUCGUGCAUUUGAUGCACAAACGGAUAUUCCCGACCCAGAACGGGGCGAACGAGGUCGUCCACGGUUUCGCAGUGUACACGAGGCUGGCACAGGCCGGGCUAUAUCGCUUUAGUGUGGUGCAUGUCCGGGGACCCUGACAGGGGUGGCUGUGUGUGGCGCCUCCACUUUGCCAUGCGGCAUCGUCGAGGCUAUGACGAC
Suillus subaureus is the source of this 2614-nucleotide messenger RNA. Its product is annotated as kinase-like domain-containing protein. Gene Ontology annotation, molecular function: ATP binding; protein serine/threonine kinase activity. Gene Ontology annotation, biological process: intracellular signal transduction; peptidyl-serine phosphorylation. NCBI's taxonomy places the organism in Eukaryota, Fungi, Basidiomycota, Agaricomycetes, Boletales, Suillaceae. The record is from RefSeq and is a predicted model, not a curated record. The coding region runs from base 81 to 2528 and encodes 815 amino acids. The transcript is spliced from 17 exons.